ACAGCUUUCCCCUCCCCCAGCGAGUCUGCCUGUGACUCCUCAUAGCGGAGCGGCUGCUUCCUGGGUCUGUUCGGUCCGUCACAGUCUGUCCCUUCCGGGGAGCCGUUGCCCCAGGUGGAAGUCAUGCCCAGAUGCAUCGUUAGCGGCUGCACUAAUUACAGUUCCAAGGCUUCUCGCUCUAAGGGGCUGAAGAUGCACGCCUUUCCCCUCAAUCUGACGAGAAUCAAGUUGUGGCUGAAGCUGAUUGGUCAGGACUUUGGGAACCACGAGGCCUUCGCGCAGAGGAUAAUGGACGCCAAGAACAGUAACCCGUAUCGCGUUUGCUCCGACCACUUCACGCCGCAGUGUUACAUCACUCAGGGCAGUAAAACCGUUCUCACUACGGACGCCGUGCCGACCAUUUUCCCAAACCGCAAAACCCCGCUGCCCCGAAUGGAGGACGUUAACCCUUCUCCGCCCCCCAAAAAGCCCCGGGAGGAGGUGCUGAGCACGGACACGCCCACUAGUAUGGGCGCCGACGGGAUGAACAAACUGUGCUACGUUGUGGGGGCGCCGGUGCCGCUCAUUAUUGUCAAUGAAGUCUUUGCGCGCUCCGCCGUGUACAAUGGCGCCAAGGACGCCGACACGCAGUUCGACCGGGAUUACGGGGUUAAACACAAGAGGACGAGCACAAACCCCAGAUAUUACAUGAAAAACGUGGGUACGAGCACUGACCCCCAGGAGGGACUUUAUUGGUGCCCCCCAAAAAUAAUGGUAGAUGCCAGCACUUCCACCGACCCAAUGGACUGAUCCAAAGACCCCCAACGUACGCCGGGAUCCCCCCUACCGAGGUGUUGGUUGCACCCUCCCUUCUGCCCCUGGUGGCGACAAUAAUAACCCCCCGCCCCGCCCCCAAGGUCUGAGCUCCCGCUAUUGCCAGCCCCUUCAGAUUGUGGGACGGCCUUUCCCACUCCCAGGCACCUCCCCCUUUUGUUUUGUUUUUAAUAAAAUCAUUUUGUUAGAAA
Molecule: messenger RNA, 1004 nt
Organism: Xenopus tropicalis (tropical clawed frog)
Lineage: Eukaryota; Metazoa; Chordata; Amphibia; Anura; Pipidae
Product: provisional ortholog of THAP domain containing 1
Exons: 2
Coding region: 124-789 (221 amino acids)
Molecular function (GO): DNA binding
Source: RefSeq, a predicted model, not a curated record